Sciurus carolinensis (gray squirrel) is the source of this 2697-nucleotide messenger RNA. It is a transcript of the gene Acap1, whose product is annotated as ArfGAP with coiled-coil, ankyrin repeat and PH domains 1. Gene Ontology annotation, cellular component: cytoplasm. Gene Ontology annotation, molecular function: GTPase activator activity; protein binding. Bases 392 to 2614 code for a protein of 740 amino acids. The transcript has 22 exons. The record is from RefSeq and is a predicted model, not a curated record. NCBI's taxonomy places the organism in Eukaryota, Metazoa, Chordata, Mammalia, Rodentia, Sciuridae.
AAGUGACAGAGCCAGGAUUUGAACCUAGAUCAUCAGGCCCCCCAAACUCAACCACUAAAAGAGAAAGAAGCAGAGAGAAAGACCAGGGGCCCCAGGAGGAAGGUGACAGCAGAUAGUCUCUAGGGGCGGGGCUGUGGCUUCUCUGAUCUCAGGUCCCCCUCCUCCACCCAGGCUCCACCCCUGCCCCUCCCAGCACUGCCUGGAAGUGUGGUGUGAGAGCUCCUCCUAGUACACCCCUUUCCCUUGGGGACAGAAUUGUGCCCCCAGGUACAACCCAGCAGAGGACCCCCUCCUUCCUCAUUGAGAUCAUUCUUGAGGCAGAGAGUGCCUUGGCCUAUAUCCCCACCUACCUGGCCCCCGGGGCCCCCUGGCCCCACAGCAAUCAAGUGAGAUGACCGUCAAGCUGGAUUUUGAAGAGUGUCUCAAGGACUCACCCCGCUUCCGAGCCUCUAUCGAGUUGGUGGAAGCUGAAGUGUCAGAAUUGGAGACUCGUCUGGAAAAGCUCCUCAAGCUGGGAACUGGCCUUCUGGAAAGUGGACGCCAUUACCUUGCUGCCAGCCGCGCCUUCAUUGUUGGCAUUUGUGAUCUGGCCCACCUGGGUCCACCAGAACCCAUGAUGGUGGAGUGUCUGAACAAAUUUGCUGUAAGCCUGAACCACAAGCUGGACAGCCAUGCAGAGCUUCUUGAUGCCACCCAGCACACGCUACAGCAGCAAAUCCAGACCCUGGCCAAGGAAGGUCUCCGGGGUUUCCGAGAGGCUCGCAGGGAUUUCUGGCGGGGGGCUGAGAGCCUAGAGGCUGCUCUUACCCACAAUGCUGAGGUCCCUCGGCGCCGUGUCCAAGAGGCAGAAGAGGCUGGAGCUGCUCUGAGGACUGCUCGAGCUGGGUACCGGGGACGAGCGUUGGAUUACGCCCUGCAGAUCAAUGUGAUUGAAGACAAGAGGAAGUUUGACAUCAUGGAGUUUGUGCUACGUUUGGUGGAAGCCCAGGCUACCUAUUUCCAGCAGGGCCAUGAGGAACUGAGCCAACUGGCCCAGUAUCGCAAGGACCUGGGUGCCCAGUUGCACCAGCUGGUCUUGAAUUCAGCACGAGAGAAGAGGGACAUGGAACAGAGACAUGUGCUACUGAAACAGAAGGAACUAGGUGGGGAAGAGCCAGAGCCAAGCCUAAAGGAGGGGCCUGGUGGCCUUGUCAUGGAAGGACAUCUCUUCAAACGGGCCAGCAAUGCAUUUAAGACCUGGAGCAGACGCUGGUUCACCAUUCAAAGCAACCAACUGGUUUACCAGAAGAAGUACAAGGACCCUGUGACAGUGGUAGUGGAUGACCUUCGCCUCUGUACAGUGAAACUCUGCCCAGACUCAGAAAGGCGGUUCUGCUUUGAGGUGGUGUCCACAAGCAAGUCCUGCCUCCUCCAGGCUGACUCUGAGCGCCUCCUGCAGCUUUGGAUCAGUGCUGUACAGAGCAGCAUUGCCUCUGCUUUCAGCCAGGCUCGCCUUGAUGAUAGUCCACGUGGGCCAGGCCAGGGCUCUGGACACCUGGCCUUGGGCUCUGCUGCCACACUGGGAUGUGGUGGAAUGGCGAGAGGAAGGGAGCCUGGGGGAGUUGGGCAUGUGGCAGCCCAGGUACAGAGUGUAGAUGGCAACGCCCAAUGCUGCGACUGUCGGGAACCAGCCCCAGAGUGGGCGAGCAUCAACCUUGGUGUCACCCUUUGCAUUCAGUGCUCCGGCAUCCACAGGAGCCUUGGUGUUCAUUUCUCCAAAGUCCGAUCCCUGACCCUAGACUCGUGGGAGCCAGAACUAGUAAAGCUUAUGUGUGAGCUGGGAAAUGUUGUCAUCAACCAGAUCUAUGAGGCCCGUGUGGAAGCCAUGGCAGUGAAGAAGCCAGGGCCUACCUGCUCCCGGCAGGAGAAGGAAGCCUGGAUUCAUGCCAAAUAUGUGGAGAAGAAGUUCUUGACCAAGCUUCCUGAGGUUCGAGGCCAAAGAGGUGGCAGGGGGCCUCUAAGGGGGCAGCCUCCUGUGCCCCCAAAGCCUUUCAUCAGACCCCGGCCAGGGAGCUUCAGAUCCAAGCCAGAGCCCCCCUCUGGUGACCUGGGCCACCUGCACCCUGGGGCCCUGUUGUUUCGUGCUGCUGGGCAUCCUCCAUCCCUUCCCACCAUGGCUGAUGCCCUUGCCCAUGGAGCCGAUGUCAACUGGGUCAAUGGAGGUCAGGAAAAUGCCACACCGCUGAUCCAGGCCACAGCUGCUAAUUCUCUUCUGGCCUGUGAGUUUCUCCUUCAGAAUGGGGCAAAUGUGAACCAAGCAGACAGUGCCGGCAGGGGUCCACUUCACCAUGCAACCAUUCUUGGCCACACCGGGCUCGCUUGCUUAUUCUUGAAACGAGGAGCUGAUCUGGGGGCUCGGGAUUCUGAAGGCAGGGACCCUCUGACCAUUGCCAUGGAAACGACCAAUGCUGACAUCGUCACCCUGCUACGAUUGGCAAAAAUGAGGGAGGCUGAAGCGGCCCAGGGCCAGACAGGAGAUGAGACAUAUCUUGACAUCUUCCGCGACUUCUCUCUAAUGGCAUCAGACGACCCAGAGAAGUUGAGCAGGCGCAAUUACGAUCUCCAUACGCUUUGAUCCCAAGCCUUGGGGGCCCUGCACCUCUGGCCCUGCCCCUCCCCACCGCCAGCUUCUUUGCCAUUAAAGCCUCAGUGUCUUGC